ACAACUUUAAUCAAAACAUAAAACAAAACAUAUUUGGCACGCACAAAUGUAAUACAAUUACGGAAAACAACCAAAUGCAGGAGGGCUGCAUGUUACACAGCAAAAACCUAAAUGAGUUAAAACACCAAAAAAACAAAAACUAAUUUUGCAACUUCUGGGUGAUUUAGACACAUAAAGACACAUAAAGAUGUGUCUUUAUCUGUCAAGUGAUAUUGACAAGUGAUUGUCCAAGAGCAAAGGUCUGCAAAAUCAGUGGUUGUCCACUUUGUGAACAUGCCAUAAAAUGAAGCAAACUUUUAAAAAUGUCCACUUUGAAGUCCAGAUAAUGCGAAUCAAUACUUUCUGUUGGAUUGAUUGUUUUUUGACCUGAAUCCUCUCAAUUUUUAAAGUGAAAUUGUUUCAACACAAUAACAAUGCAGUUAAUAUUGUAAAAUGAACCAAACAAUAUGGAACAGAAGGUUGUGUUGUUCACUUAAGAGUAAGAAACGCGGAAAAGGCAACAUUUGUCUUAAAGAGCUAAAGGAGAAUGUAUUGCAAAAAGAACUGAUACAAAACAUCCACAUAUCUCAAACUGAGCCUCACAUGAGGGGGAACUAUCUAUGUUUAAAAUAUAUUCUUUACAAAUGUGCAUUCAUGAAGUAAACCAGCUGAACUGAAUAUCACGUCUAAGCGUUUUUUAAAAUAAUAUAGGGGACAAUUAACACUUCUGUGUUGCACAGCAGGUUGAUUUUAUAUCCAUUUUCCUUAUUGGCUAAGUAUCCUCAGCUAAUGCAAAGCUAUUGGAGGAAGUGUCUGAAUGUGUGUGUGUGUGUGUGUGUGUGUGUGUGUGUGUGUGUGUGUGUGUGUGUGUGUGUGUGUGUGUGUGUGUGUGUGUCAGCAUAUCCAGGAGGAGGGGUGGGGGGAUGGGUCAAGGCUAUAAAAUGUGGGCAAAUCCCAAUGAGUAUGUGUGACAGAAAGACACACACACAGAAAGGAAGAGAGAAGAAGUGAGAAGACAGGAAGAAAAUAGCCAAAAAGAGACUUGUUUGUGGACUAUGGGAGACACCUCAUAAAUUCUUCAGGGCAGUCUGGACUUGAACCUCACUUUUGCUAAAUUAAAAAAAUAAAGUCAAGAAAAACAAAGGGGGCAAAGGAGAGAGGAGCUGAAACAACAAGGUGAAGAAAUGAAGGACCUGGUGCAGUCAGUAGAUGUGGGGGUCUCUCAGUGGAAAGGAGUUCACGUAACUCGAUCCAAAGUUUGGAUAAAGAAUGAACUUGUUCGUGUUGGACUUGCUGAAUUUCUUUGCACAUAUGUCAUGAUGGUGUUUGGUCUGGGGUCUUCAGCCCAGGUACUAACAGGACAGGGAGCGUAUGGACAGUACCUCAGCAUCAACCUGGGUUUUGGACUGGGUGUCGCUAUGGGGGUUCAUGUUGGAGGGAAGGUGUCAGGAGCUCAUAUGAAUGCAGCAGUGUCAUUCACAAUGUGUGUAUUUGGCCGCCUUGCGUGGAAGAUGCUGCCCCUGUAUGUUUUUGCACAGCUAUUUGGGUCCUAUCUGGCAGCAGGGACAAUUUAUGGUGUCUACUACGAAGCCAUAUAUGACUAUUGUGGAGGAAAUCUCACUGUAAAUGGUGUACGGGCCACAGCUGGUAUCUUUGCCACCUAUCCAGCACCAUAUCUCUCCUUGCUGGGUGGAUUCAUGGACCAGGUGUUUGGCACAGCUAUGCUGCUGCUGUGUCUGAUGGCUCUGUCCGACCAGAAGAAUAAACCGGCCGCAGCAGGCAGCGAGCCUGUCGCAACGGGUCUCCUGGUGCUGCUCAUUGGCAUUUCUCUGGGCAGCAACAGCGGCUACGCUAUCAACCCAACCAGAGACAUCGCACCUAGAGUCUUCACUGCCAUUGCAGGCUGGGGGGCUGACGUGUUCAGGUCUGGAAAUGGGUGGUGGUGGGUGCCUCUAGUUGCCCCUCCUAUUGGAGGUGUACUGGGUGCUGGGCUGUACAAGGCCUUGGUGGAACUGCACCACCCUCCCCUCCCUGAACAGGUUGGGGGACUGAUGGAGGAGUUGAAAGAGGAGACCAUCCCUCUGGAAAAACAGAAAAACAUCUGUGCUGAUGUGUGUGUGUGAGAGCCCCAACUCUUUGUAUAGCUUGUAAAGCUUUAUUGAUAUUUGUAUGCAGUUGAAACAUUCCAUGAUGAUGAAGGAUUAAAAAAAAAUAGAGCAACAAACAAAUUUCUUAGAUGGGGGAUGGCAGGACCUUCAUAAAAAGAGAGCAUGAUUCAAAUAAGGUUUUGGAUAUACCAAGCAAUUUUAAAAUGAGUCUGUUUUACAUCAUUAAUCUUAGUUGCUCAACUAGAAUUAAUCUAAUUGAGAGCGACUGCAAUACAAAAAAAUAUACACAUAAAACAUACACUAUUUGACAUCUAUGGCACAUUUUGAGCAAAAGGUUGAAAACUAAACUAGAGCUGUUUUUAUGCAUGGAAGACAAAGAAAAUGCACACACUGGCUUAAACUGUUUUAUGUUUUUAUCAUCGAGGCAAUAGCAGCUGAUAUAACCUUGGAAGACACCAUAUAGCAAGUAUCACUCAUUGUAACAAUCAAUGAGGGACCACUUACAUGAGCUUAGAAAGUACAGUGUAGAUUGAAAAAAAUAAACAGCCCCUAUACAUUGCACUUAAAUAUCUUUUCUAAAAUAAAAUAUAAACAGUAGGAGUUGGCUUCUCACAGCUGGUAGGUGCAGCAGCACAACCAAAGAUAAUAUACAUGCUCAUCUCUCAUACACUAUAGCACACAGCAGCCUCGAGCCAAAAAAGCAUAUAAUGUAUGUGUCUUGAUGUUGAAGCUCUAAAAUACUUAAACCAACAGCUCAGCCUAGAUGUCUUUUCAAGUCUGCUCAGCCACAUGCUUCUGGCAUCAAGAGUUCAAACAUAUUAAAUCUUGUAUCUAUUAAUGUGGAAUCAUCAGGGCAGAUGUAAUUAUAGAAAGGCUCAGCAGGCCUAAACUGUAUUUUUUUUGUUUACAUGGAAGCACAGUAUCAGUGAGGCACUGCAGUGACACAUUGGCCAGUGAGUAACUUAGAUUACUGAAGCCUCGCUUGAUGGUAUAUUAAAGUCUUUGAUAAUGUAACAUGAAGUAGGGUUUUUUUUUUUUUUUUGGGUACAGAUUUG
This is a messenger RNA of Thunnus maccoyii (southern bluefin tuna), 3142 nucleotides long. It is a transcript of the gene aqp7, whose product is annotated as aquaporin 7. The transcript is spliced from 6 exons. The record is from RefSeq and is a predicted model, not a curated record. The coding region runs from base 1164 to 2102 and encodes 312 amino acids. Gene Ontology annotation, biological process: glycerol transmembrane transport; water transport. Gene Ontology annotation, molecular function: urea transmembrane transporter activity; water channel activity; glycerol channel activity. Gene Ontology annotation, cellular component: basolateral plasma membrane; plasma membrane. Lineage: Eukaryota; Metazoa; Chordata; Actinopteri; Scombriformes; Scombridae.